This is a messenger RNA of Moneuplotes crassus, 1533 nucleotides long. Lineage: Eukaryota; Ciliophora; Spirotrichea; Euplotida; Euplotidae. The record is from the annotation of a GenBank genome assembly.
UCUUACUCUUCAAGCAAAGAAAUGGAAAGUCUACCAAAAAUAGGUGAUAAGGGCCUGCUCAAGAAGUGGAAUUUAUAUGAAAAGAGCCGAAAGAAGAGGAAGAUUACAAUGAGAACUCCUCAGUUAGAAACGAAUCAUGAAGAAGAUAAUCUGAUUUCAAAAUCAGCCCAGGAAACUCCAAAUGAGCUAAAUAACACCAAUCACAUUCCAGAUAUAAAUGAGGCAUAUAAAGAUGAUCAAGAGAUCCAACUUUCCAAAGUCAGUCGAAACCUAGCUAUGAAAAGUAAAGAAAGAGCUCUUAAGAGUAAAUAAAUCAAUGUCUAAGGGCAUGGUCAGAAACUAUCGUCGCUAUGAAGAGCAGAAGCAGCUCAAAAUUGAGAAUAUUCGCUUGCUGAAGCGACUUCAAAACUCAAACCCGACUUAUAACUACAACGAAUAUGAGAUGGAAAAUAAGAAAAAGAAAAGACUGUUAAACAGGAUAUGAAAUUUUCCGUAUCAGUUUGACAAGAGCUCUCACAAAAGGACUCAGUCCAAGUUGAAUAUUAGAAGGAAGUUGAGCAUCCAGAAGAUGAAGAAGAAAACCAAGAAGAGGUAUCUUUCCCAUACUAACUCAGAGUUCAAGCCAAUGCACCAGAGUCAAGAAGUAGCAUCUAAUAUCAAGAUGACAAUGGAGGAAGAGAAUAAAAUGAGAGAAGAGCAAUUUGACAAACCUUUAGAUGAUGUUAGCCCAAAAAAGGAUGAAAAUGAGGGUGAAAACUUGGAAGGUACAAAUGAUCCAACUAAUGUUUCGCCCAGUAAGAGAUAUCAUUCUAAGAAAUCUAAGGACAGGAAGGCUUUACUCCUCAGAUCAAUGCAUAAGAAAAGAAUCUUUUAUAGAGAAUAUCUCUUGACCAACGUCUUUAACUCAGAAUUUGAUCGAGUAAAGAAGGAAAGGGUCAGACUAGAGAAAUUCAUCAAGAUAUCUGGAAAAGACUGUUUCUUGACAGUAUGCACUAGCCCAACGAAGUACUUCUUUAUGGCUAUCUGCUGUAAAACUAAGGAACAUUAUCUUAUAUCUGUGUUUAAGAAGAAGGUUAAGAAGUUACUCCAGAUUUAUAACAAGUCACUAGCCAAGGUAGUUAAGAUACUUAGAAUUAAAGACGGCCAUAUGUUCAUCAAGGACUUGGAUUAUCUGCUGAGAGAUCAACUUGAUGUGAGGGGUUCCUUGCCAGAUCAUUUCAGACUUAACAAAGGAUACUCUAAAGACAGUGGAAGGAACAGCCCUCGGUUCCCUUCAAAUAGUGGAAACAAUAACUACCAAGGAAGAAUAAUGAGUGAGGAAACCUUAAGCAAGAACGAGACAGUGACUGUGCAGGAUAUUAACAAGCUUCCAAAACUCUAGUCAAGUCCGUAUUUAUCAUUUACUAAUUAUGACUUCCAUAAGCCUCUGCAAAAGAAGCACAGAAAUAACAGGAGCAGAGGGAGUAGGUCGAGGCAUAUUAGGUUUAUGUCUCAAAAGAUGAAUAAGUAUAUGAACCAGACUGUUAUAUAUGC